Molecule: messenger RNA, 626 nt
Organism: Anastrepha ludens (Mexican fruit fly)
Lineage: Eukaryota; Metazoa; Arthropoda; Insecta; Diptera; Tephritidae
Exons: 2
Coding region: 60-497 (145 amino acids)
Source: RefSeq, a predicted model, not a curated record
UGCAAAGAGUCAUCAAUAGUACCAUCAAUAAAUCAACGAAAUACACACCAUUUGAAAUAAUGUUUGGUGUGAAAAUGAAAACGCCAAUGGAUGUCAACAUAAAUAAUAUGGUGGAAAGUGAAACAGCCGAUAUUUUAAUAUCUAAUCGUGACAGUAUGAGAGAAAAUGUAAGAAGACAAAUCGUAUACGCUCAGAAAGAAUACAAAGAAAACUUUGACAGACGUCGUAAAUGCAAACAAAUCUACAAAUUGGGAGAUUUAGUGGCUAUCAAACGGUCACAAUUUGUCGCAGGGAAAAAGUUGGCCAACGAGUACUUGGGCCCUUAUGAGGUGAUCAGGGUCAAACGAAACGAUAGGUACGAUGUAAAGAAGGCAGCAGACUUUGAAGGCCCCAAUGCAACAUCAACGAGUUGUGACUAUAUGAAGCCGUGGAAACGGGAUGAAUCCGAUCUAUCCGAGACGGAUGAUAUUGUCGAAUGGCCGAAUGUAGGAGAGUAGGCAGAAAGGAGUUCGCCUUAAGUUGUCGUUGCCCAAACAGACGUGCCGUACUAAACUUCAUCUUUUUAAUCACCAUCUUUUUAAUUUAAAGUUGAAAUAACUAUUGAAUAACAUUUUUACUAAAUAUAU